AUGCCAACGCCCGCAAGUCGGUCAGCCAGCACAACGUGUAUUGCCAUUCCCAGAGGCGUAGCGGUAUCAAGCGUGUCAGCGUCAGGACAGAGACAAACGGAUCGUCGUUUGGCGAGACAGGGAGCUGCUGGUGGAAGUUCGAGUGGAGCUCGAUGGCGGCAGCGACAGACGUAUUGUGCCAACUGCGAGCGCCUUUUCUUCACGUCGCUAUCUUCGCUCAGCAGCGCAGCAGGUGCAUUCUGCUCGCUGGACUGCAAGACCAAUCUCGAGUACAUGCACCAGCUCCAGCACGUGACGUGCACAGAGACAUGGGAGAGCAGCUGCACGAUCAGCAGUGGAUCGGGAGACGUCGAUGCAAUCGAAAGCGGCGAAGACUGUGACGGUCGUCACUGA
Hyaloperonospora brassicae is the source of this 393-nucleotide messenger RNA. NCBI's taxonomy places the organism in Eukaryota, Oomycota, Peronosporomycetes, Peronosporales, Peronosporaceae. The record is from the annotation of a GenBank genome assembly.